Anastrepha obliqua is the source of this 5805-nucleotide messenger RNA. RefSeq lists its product as uncharacterized. Gene Ontology annotation, molecular function: nucleic acid binding. The transcript has a single exon. Bases 1 to 5805 code for a protein of 1934 amino acids. Gene Ontology annotation, biological process: DNA integration. The record is from RefSeq and is a predicted model, not a curated record. NCBI's taxonomy places the organism in Eukaryota, Metazoa, Arthropoda, Insecta, Diptera, Tephritidae.
AUGUCGCAGGCUACUACAUUGUCUUCGAACAUAGCCGAUGUGACCGCUGCGCCGGCUAAUCUCGCCGUUGCACCUAGUUCCAGUGCCGCAGCCAAUCACACCGCGGCAAUGAGUUAUCCCGUUGCAUCCAAUUCGAUCGCUCCGGGCAACAAUUUGCUGAUACUGGAAACGUGUGCCGCUAACAGUGCAGCUGCCCCACAACAAGCCUCGAUGGCGCACCGCGAAAACCUGAAUGCUGGUAUUCUAUAUGGAACUCCCUCCGCGCCUAAUACAGCGCACACCAUGCCAUCCGGUCGACUACUGCUCCAGAGAAACCCGCCGAUUAGCCCCGCUCACUCCAUUAACUCUGUUGGCUCGCAAGGGCUUCGCCGUCGAGCUGAGUUUAUACAGGAGCGAAGCGAAAUUUUACGUCAGAGGGAGGCUUUGUUAAGAGAGGAGCAUAGUUUUUUGGAUCGCAUAGAUGCGAUGGGCUUUAACGAUGACCUAGAUGAUGGACAAUGCACUGUACCUAGGUUUUCAACUUCCGCGCAUGAUUCAGAUCCACAUUCAACGCAAAUUAUACAGCCACCUGCAAAUUUUAUUACACCUUUCAACAUAGCUGCUUCCGGUGCCAAUAAUUUCACCAAUACCGGCUCUGCCCCGCACGAUGUCAAUUUGAUAAGUGGAUCAAAUGCCCCGCAGCCAGGAGGGGGUCUAACAGCAUCUGUUCUUCAAGGCCUAUUAGACAGAAUACAGUCACUCGAACAGCAAGUACGCACGUAUUCGACACUCAAUCGAGGAUAUUCUCCGCCACAACCGCAACCGGCACAAACUACUUUGCCAACAGCUGGACACGUUAAUAGUUUAUCUUUCGGUGCCUCGACUUCUCGACGCUUGAGUAGAGACCAGAUUGCUUCUCGUAACAGCCUUGCUAAAGAGUUGCCGAAAUAUGAUGGCAAGCCAACUGAGUGGCCGUUAUUUUAUGCCGCAUAUAACCAAUCGACUGAGGUUUGUGGAUUCUCGGACGAUGAGAAUCUUAUAAGACUGCGACAGGCAUUGGAAGGGCCAGCACGGAAUGCAGUUAAAAAUUUAUUGUUGCAUUCCUCUUGCGUGCCUCAAAUUAUUGCUACCCUUCAAAUGCGAUUUGGACGACCAGAAUUAAUUAUCAGCGUUCUACAGCGACAAAUUUAUGAGCUUCCAUCACCGUCAGAGAGUCAGCUGGAAUCGAUCGUCGACUUCGCCGUAGAAGUGCAGAACAUCUGCGCAACAAUGUCUGCGUCAGGCCUGACCAGCCAUUUGAAUAAUCCCGAUCUCGAACAGAAGCUGGUUUCGAAAUUGCCUGGGCUACUACCAGCUUAUUGGGGAAUGCAUAAGCAAAGUUUACCGAUCUGUAAUUUACAACAUUUCAGUGAUUGGCUUUUUCUACUAGCACAAGGCGCCAACUCUGUUAUCGUGCCAAAGGAGUCAACAAAGGUGCGCAAACGGGGCGCAAUUAAUUAUCAUUUUAAUGCGGUAAGAUGUAUCGUUUGUGAAGAAAAUUGCAGUGAUGUCUCUAAAUGUGUCUAUUUUAAGGGAUUGACACGUAGUCAAAAAUGGGGAAUUGUUCGCAAGUUGAAACUUUGUCACCGAUGCUUGAAGGGCCAUCCUACAGCCGGUUGUAAAUCGACUGCACCUUGCAAUGUUAAUAGUUGCACUCGUAAUCACCAUCCUCUGUUGCACAACGCAGAGUUAGCUGCUAAAGACGCUCCAAACAAUGGCAAGGGCGUAACUACAAUGCGGGCGGUCAACGUUAACAUGCACAAUGUGGGCCAAGGCAGUACCAUUUUCCGUGUCCUUCCCGUAGUUCUACACUCAGGCGAACGGAGUGUAUCAACAUACGCUUUCAUAGACGAUGGUUCGUCGCUCACCCUUAUCGACGAAGAGCUGCUGAAUAAGCUAAAUAUAAAGGGCACACCACAACCACUGUGCCUGCGCUGGACUGGUGAUACACAUCGGUAUGAGGACGAGUCUGUGGUUGUCGACUUAGCCAUAUCAGCUAAAAACGGUAAUAAGAAAUUCGGGCUUAAAGGCGUUCACACAGUCAAAAAGCUUGACCUGCCUCUUCAAUCGAUUAACGCUGCUAAACUGCAGUCCAAAUUUCAAUAUUUGAAAAGGUUGCCUCUGGAGUCCUAUUCAAACGCGGUACCACAACUAUUGAUUGGUUUAAACAACGCUGCGCUUGGUUCUCCAAUCAAAUCUUUAUAUGGCCGUGAAAAUGAGCCAAUAGCAGAGAAGUCCAAACUCGGAUGGACAUUGAAAGGACAAGCAUCAAGUACAAACCAUGAUGCGGCGCACCCUGUCUUUCACAUUUGCGACUGCUCCGCACAGGCUGAACUCGUUAAAAUUACUAAAUCGUACAUUUGCCUCGAUAAUUUAGGCGUGUCAGCCAAAUCUUCUGCGUUAAUGUCUAAAGAGGACGAAUUUGCUAUGGUGCAGCUACAACAACACACUGUGCGAGUUGGCAAUCGAUAUCGAACCAGCUUAUUGUGGAAGCACCCUAAAAUGCAGCUACCCAAUAGCCUACCAAUGGCCUUAUUUCGAGCGAAGUGUUUGCUGAAGAAGAUGCAACGCGACCCUAACUUGGCUGAAGUGCUUCAGCAAAAAAUUGAUGAUUAUAUUCAAAAGGGGUACGCUAGACGUAUGACACCAGUCGACAGCGCCGUUGAAAGAUACUGGUAUCUACCGGUUUUUGCAGUAAUUAACCCCAACAAACCAGGCAAGGUGCGCUUAGUCUGGGACGCAGCCGCGAAGGUUGAUGGUAUAUCCUUGAAUACCAUGUUGCUCAAAGGCCCAGACCUAACGACCCCAUUGUUGUCGGUGUUGUUUAAAUUUCGACAAAAGCGAAUUGCCAUGUCGGCCGAUAUUGCUGAGAUGUUUCACCAAGUUCAAGUCCGGGAACAAGAUCAAAAUUUCAUGCGUUUUCUUUGGUAUGAACAGAAUGCCAACGAGCCAACUACAUUCGUGAUGACUGUUAUGACCUUUGGGGCCACAUGUUCGCCCAGCUGCGCUCAAUAUGUCAAGAACAAAAAUGCAGAAGAAUUUCGUGAAGAGUUCCCUGGUGCUUCGCAGUGCAUAAUAGAAAACCACUACGUAGACGAUAUGUUAGUUAGCGUGGAUACUGAAGAAGAAGCUAUUAAGUUAGCGAGAGAUGUGCGUCACGUACAUGCGAUGGGAGGUUUUCACAUAAGAAAUUUUUUAUCGAAUUCAAGUCGUGUGCUAGCCGCCCUAAAUGGCAGCCCCACUGAUGCACUAUGCCUUGAUUUUGAGAACGAGCAGCCAACUGAGAAGGUACUAGGCAUGUGGUGGGUUACCUCUAGUGACCACUUCGCCUUUCGUGUAUCAUCCAAAUAUAAGAAUUCUGAUCUGUUACUUUCUCAGCGGCGACCUACCAAGCGCGAAGUUUUGAGCUCGGUUAUGACUAUAUACGACCCAAUUGGGCUGAUAGGUUUCUACGUUGUAUACGCCAAAGUUAUCUUGCAAGAAAUAUGGCGAGCUGGAUGCGACUGGGACGACCCAAUUCCAGAUGACCAAUUUGCGAAAUGGCUGCGGUGGAUUAAGCUUAUUCCAAAAAUAGAAAAUCUAAGGAUUCCACGUUCUUAUGCGCGAAUCACAUUUGACGAUACACCUAAAAUAGAGCUACAUACCUUUGUAGAUGCAAGCGAAAGUAGCUAUGCAGCUGUAUGCUACCUACGAUACUCACAUGGUAAUUCAAUCGACUGUAUGAUGAUCGCCAGUAAAACCAGAGUGGCUCCGCUUAAAUUAUUAUCCAUACCUCGCCUGGAAUUAAAGGCAGCACUGUUGGGAGCUCGCCUUGCUAAGCAUAUCAUCGAGUCGCAUUCUAUCCACCUUGAUAGCUCCGUAUACUGGUCAGAUUCACGAACGGUAUUAGCCUGGCUGUAUGCUGAUCAUCGCCGCUACAAACAGUUUGUGGCUUUCCGAGUUAGUGAAAUUCUAGAACUUACCGACGUCAGUGAGUGGCGCUGGGUUCCGACUGCAGCAAACGUUGCUGACGAAGCCACCAAAUGGAACGGUGAUCCAGAUUUUUCUAACGAUAGCCGAUGGUUUAGUGGGCCAUCCUUUUUAUAUCUUCCGUGUGACGAAUGGCCCGUGUCUAACGGACCACAAAGUAUUUCAACAGAAGAACUCCGUCCUCAGUUUAUUGGAGCUCAUUGUAUAGUUUCAGAACAACUUCUUAUGGUGCCCAAACCUGAGAGAUUUUCUACAUGGGACCGUUUCCUUCGAACCACCGCCACGACCUUGUACUGCGCUCGUAUUUGGUUAAGCGUAGUGCGAGACAAUCAAGUCUUACGUGGCGUUGUCACUACCGACGAUUUUCGUAAGGCAGAAAACUUUCUUUGGAGGAAAGCCCAGCAAGACAUUUUCAAUGAUUCGAUAACAUCUUUAUCGGUUGGGAAGGCCGUUGACAAAUCUAGCAAAAUAUUCAAAUUAUCACCCUAUCUGGAUGCCGAUGGUGUUUUGCGAAUAGAUGGCCGAGUUAAAAUAAUAGGGCGCACGGACCAAGUUUUGCUGCCUAACAAACAUCACAUUACGAACUUAAUUAGAAAUCACUUUCAUGUCAAAUAUCAUCAUGUGAACUCGGAGACAGUGGUCAACGAAAUUCGGCAACACUUUUGGAUUUUAAAACUUCGCAUCGCAGUUAAUCGAAUUCGACGCAGCUGUCAGGUAUGCAAAAACAGAAGCGCUCAACCACGUCCACCUAGAAUGGCUUGCUUACCUACAGCCCGCAUCGCACAAUUUUGUCGUCCAUUUUCCUAUGUAGGGGUUGACUACUUUGGCCCACUUCUGGUCACGGUUAAAAGGAGCACCGAAAAGAGAUAUGGGGUAUUAUUCACCUGUCUGACAACCAGAGCGGUGCAUCUCGAAGUGGCAUAUUCGCUUUCUACAGACUCCUGCAUUUUGGCCGUACGUAAUUUUAUGGCGCGUAGAGGGAGCCCAUUGGAGAUAUGGAGUGACAACGGUACAAAUUUCAAAGGCGCUGAGAGGGAACUGAAAUCUGCGUUUACGAUCGUAGACCAAAAUCGAUUGACGAGAACCUUCACUUCGGCCGCAACCAACUGGCAUUUCAUACCACCCGCGUCUCCACACAUGGGCGGAGCAUGGGAGCGGCUAGUUCGCUCAGUCAAGGACGUCCUACAACAUAUAUUGACAUCUAACUGUCCAAAUGACGAGAUUCUUCGUGCUGCUUUAAUGGAGGUGGAGAUGACAGUUAACUCGCGACCGUUGACUUAUAUUCCUAUUGACCACGAAGAAGAAGAGGCACUAACACCCAACCACUUCCUAUUAGGCAGCUCCAAUGGUGUUAAGCCGAUUGCAGAACCAGUUACUGAGGACGUCCUAAUGCGUCGUAACUGGCGAACAUCACAAAACCUUGCGGACGCGUUCUGGCGACGUUGGCUCACCGAAUAUUUGCCCACCAUCACUAGGAGAACUAAAUGGUUCGAAGACGUAAAAACAAUAAAAGUCGGAGAUAUUGCAUACAUAGUUGAUCCAAACAACCCAAGGAACUCUUGGCCCAAGGGUAAGGUAAUUGGCGUGCGAACGAGUGCCGACGGAAGGGUUCGAAGCGCUACUCUCCAGACAAUCUGUGGAAUCUAUGAAAGACCUGCUGCUAAAAUAGCCGUUCUAGAUCUGAAAAGCUCGGUACAUCCCAAUCGGCAGGAUAUACCAGGGGGAGUGUUACGAACAGUCUGGCAGCACGGUCAGGAUAGAUCCCACUGUGGCUCAAAAGCAACAUUGAAUACGUGUCGAUCGGUGAUUGGUCGAUGA